CUGGCAAAUCAACACAAUUAGUUCCAAGAACUCGCAACAGUAGGCGCUUCAUCCGUAAUCAUAAUCUGCAGGGAUCACUUCGGACCUUACUAUCGCAACGUUCAGCCUGCCCAAUCUGACCCUAAUGCCCUCACAGAGCUUCCUAUGACAGUCAGGGAUCUACAGCCUCAGAAUCCAUCACAGAUCCGGAAUUCGCAUCAACUACUGCAGAAUGAGCACGAUUCAGGUCGCUCCUAUGAAGUUGUAGCUGAGCGGACCGACAACCCGGACAGGAAGCUAUUGAGUUCAAUCAUAUGGAUGCCAGUCAGCACCGAAGUCUUUCAGACACGAACAUUAACAAUGAUCGGGUGCAAAGAUCGAGCGGUCUAGAGAGGGUGGCUACUGGACACAUCCGAGGCGGUCCGCCGCCGCUGAACAGGCCCGGAGGACCAGCGUCGAGAUCGCGACGGUACGUGCCACCUCGUAGGCGUGGGCCAGUCCGACAAUCAGAGGGAAUGACCCCUGCUGAUCAGCGUAGCCCUGGAGCAGCGACUACAGCCUUAUUGGCCAAUACGCAAACACAUGCUUCCUCCGUUUCUAGUCAUGAUUUGGAAAACACAGAUACUUUGUCUUUACCGGUACUAAGGACUAUGGCUCCAGUAAGUGGAGAGGGGAAUAUCAGAGACAUGUCACCACUGUCCGCGCCUAGACCACAUUCUCCGUCAACAGAGGUGCCAGUAGCAGCGCCGGUAACAGUUUCAGUAAUAUCAGGACCUUUGCCAUCAGCAUCUUUAACGUUCUUUGGGGCGACAGCAAUGGUCGAAAUAGCAGAUGUCACAGAAGAAGUUCUUGCUUCAGCAGACACAAGCCAAGCGUCCGCAGGGUCAGAACUACAGGUAAAUCCUUCGUCCUUGGCAACACCAAUAUUGACAUCGACAGUGGUGGUGCCAACGCCAUUACCGCCACCCUCAUCCCCAACAUCAUCACUACUGCGAACAUCCAUAAACGCGAGGCCCCUGCCGUCGGUUCAGCAUGUUCAGGUCAACGAUGGGUACGAAGGUGAAAGGAGGAUACGAUCCUGGCACACCAAUUGAGCCUAGGACUGGAUCAGGCUAAUCGUAAUGGCAGUGACAAUAACCUAUUCAAUAACGCAUUGACAUCUGAAUUUUCAAAAGACCCUCAUUCGCGUUUGUAUAGCUGAAGAUCCACAGACAUGGAUUUGGUGGUCAAUUCAUCAUGAUACCAAUCUUCAACAAUGUCGACAAGAAAGCUCACAUGGAGAGUGGUCAUGUGGUGGCGGACACGGCUGGAU
Molecule: messenger RNA, 1291 nt
Organism: Lobosporangium transversale
Lineage: Eukaryota; Fungi; Mortierellomycota; Mortierellomycetes; Mortierellales; Mortierellaceae
Exons: 1
Coding region: 294-1073 (259 amino acids)
Source: RefSeq, a predicted model, not a curated record